Molecule: messenger RNA, 2517 nt
Organism: Oncorhynchus masou masou (cherry salmon)
Lineage: Eukaryota; Metazoa; Chordata; Actinopteri; Salmoniformes; Salmonidae
Product: beta-1,3-galactosyltransferase 1-like
Exons: 3
Coding region: 244-1449 (401 amino acids)
Cellular component (GO): Golgi membrane
Molecular function (GO): N-acetyl-beta-D-glucosaminide beta-(1,3)-galactosyltransferase activity
Source: RefSeq, a predicted model, not a curated record
AUAACAUAACUCUUAUCCAGAGAGACUUUACAGCAAUGGAGUCUUAUCCAGAGAGACUUUACAGCAACUGACUCUUAUCCAGAGAGACUUUUACGGCAACGGACUCUUAUCCAGAGAGACUUUACAGCAACUUACUGGAUGUGAGAUGGACAUUAAUGACUGGUCAGAUGGAUGCUAAUGGGAGAUAACCGCUGGCUGGGAGGUUGAGUGAGGAUACAACAGAGUGACAAAGAUCCCGAUGUAAUGAUCAGUCACUGGGGGACGUGCACCAAGAUCCUCCUGGUACUGGUGUCGCUGAGGGUCAUAUACUAUACCGUUCUGGAAUAUACCAACAACCCAAACCACCCCUACCAGCGUCCCCAUUCUAGGAGGACUCCAGAUCCUUCAAGAGGAGAGGACUUGUCCUCCGAGAGCAUCAGUUCAACGACUAACGAUGAAUCAACAUAUUAUGUGGAAGUUGAAACUCCAGACGACAAGGACACACCUACAAUGUAUGUUGACGUUGAACCACAAGCUGAAUCAGAAGUUUACCUGGACACAAUAUCCAUUCAGGACUGGCCAUCAAUAACACCGACCACUGGACUGGCCACUCCUCCUCCGUAUGUGUCCCCAGGACCGUACCAUGUAGAAUACCCAUCAGAGUACAUCUUCAUCCUGGAUGAGCCAGAGAAAUGCCGGGAGCAGAACCCCUUCCUGGUUCUGAUGGUGCCAGUGGCGCCUUAUAACAGGGAGGCCCGUGAGGCCGUCCGCAGGACUUGGGGCAGUGAGAGGCAGGUACUGGGCAGAGAGGUCUGUCUGUUCUUCCUGCUGGGACUGCCCAGUGGAGAGGAGACAGAGCAGCUCCAGGAGAAGGUGCUGCAGGAGAGCAAAGAGCACCAGGAUCUGCUGCAGAGCAACUUCAUAGACAGCUACAAAAACCUGACCAUCAAGACCAUGGUGAUGAUGGAGUGGCUGAGCUCUCGCUGCCCCAACGCCUCCUACGCCAUGAAGAUCGACUCAGACAUGUUCCUCAACGUGAACACCUUGGUCAACAUGCUGCUUCACGCUCCAACGCAAAACUACAUGACUGGACUAGUGGCCCGAUGGGGAGCCGUUCUAAGAGACCGUAACUCCAAAUGGUACCUUCCAAAGGAGGUGUUUCCUGAACCAGUAUACCCACCUUAUGCUCUGGGUCUGGGCUAUGUCUUCACCUUAGACCUCCCCAGGAAGCUGGUGGAGGCGUCCAGGCAUGUUAAAGCCGUCUACAUAGAGGAUGUGUAUCUGGGACUGUGUAUGAGACACCUGGGCAUCCGGCCAACUGACCCCCCCAGUGGAAACCUUUUUCAGGGGUAUGCAGGAGCCCAGGACCGCUGUCACUACAUGGCUGUUAUCACGACCAUCCUCGACACUCCUCAGGAGCUUCUGGACAUAUGGAGAAACAUGCACCAACCUGGGCCUGUCUGUUAUUGAAAACAACACUCUGGGAAAGACAAAUAGCCUUGAGGUUAGAGCGUUGGGCCAAUAACCCAAAAGGGUGAUGGUUCCAAUCCCGGAGCUGACAAAAUGGCAAAUCUGUCACUGUGCCCUUGAGCAAGCACUUAACCCCAGUGCUCCAUGGGAGCUGGACAAUGGUGUCCCUCACCGGGACCUCGCUCCCUGUGGGUGUCUUGUUUGAGCUGUGACUUUCUCUUGGAUGCUUUUCUCUGGGUGUGGUAGAGAAGGGUCACCUUAUCUCUGUGUUUGUGGGGGUGUAGUAGAGAAGGAUCACCUUAUCUCUGUGUUUGUGGGGGUGUGGUAGAGAAGGGUCACCUUAUCCCUGUGUUUCUGGGGGUGUGGUAGAGAAGGAUCACCUUAUCUCUGUGUUUGUGGGGGUGUGGUAGAGAAGGGUCACCUUAUCUCUGUGUUUCUGUGGGUGUGGUAGAGAAGGGUCACCUUAUCCCUGUGUUUAUGUGGGUGUGGUAGAGAAGGGUCACCUUAUCUCUGUGUUUCUGUGGGUGUGGUAGAGAGGGAUCACCUUAUCUCUGUGUUUCUGUGGGUGUGGUAGAGAAGGGUCACCUUAUCUCUGUGUUUCUGUGGGUGUGGUAGAGAAGGGUCACAUUAUCUCUGUGUUUCUGUGGGUGUGGUAGAGAAGGGUCACAUUAUCUCUGUGUUUCUGGGGGUGUGGUAGAGAAGGGUCACCUUAUCUCUGUGUUUCUGUGGGUGUGGUAGAGAAGGGUCACCUUGUUUCUGGGGGUGUGGUAGAGAAGGGUCACAUUAUCUCUGUGUUUCUGUGGGUGUGGUAGAGAAGGGUCACAUUAUCUCUGUGUUUCUGUGGGUGUGGUAGAGAAGGGUCACCUUAUCCCUGUGUUUGUGGGGGUGUGGUAGAGAAGGGUCACCUUAUCUCUGUGUUUCUGUGGGUGUGGUAGAGAAGGGUCACCUUAUCUCUGUGUUUCUGUGGGUGUGGUAGAGAAGGGUCACCUUAUCUCUGUGUUUCUGUGGGUGUGGUAGAGAAGGGUCACCUUAUCUCUGUGUUUCUGUGGGUGUGGUAGAGAAGGGUCA